AUGAUAAUAUCAUAUCUCUCACUAAUUCUUAGUAAUGACUAUAGUACUUCUUGGUACAUCAAAAGUAAUGAGAAUAUAUGUGCUAUGAAACAAAGUUUGUCGAUAUUUUAUGGUACCAUAUGUUACUUCAUUUUAGUACUUGCUAGUUUUUCCUUUUACCUUAAAGUUGUUAUACAACAAACAACAACUAUGUCUCAUCAUACUAUUGGUGUGUUUGGAACUGCAUUUACAAUAAACCCUAGUUGUAACUUGUGUAUUUUUUUCACAUUUUUAGUGUUCAAGACCAAGAAUUUAUAUGCUACCGGCCCAGCCAAACGAGAUAAUCAAAUUAUGUCAAAAUAUUCUAUUGUAAAACAUGUUUGUGUCUAUCAAAUAAUUAAAUUUUAA
Vicia faba (fava bean) is the source of this 387-nucleotide messenger RNA. The record is from the annotation of a GenBank genome assembly. Lineage: Eukaryota; Viridiplantae; Streptophyta; Magnoliopsida; Fabales; Fabaceae.